UGGUUUGCCCUGCUGCAACUCCCUUUUACCCCACCAGAGCUGAUUCAGCACAGUUGCUGCUUUGGCUUUAGUAGUUGGCUCCUUGUCUUGGGGGUUCUGUCAAAUGUCCUUGUGCCCAUAAGUUCUGCAUUCUUUGUGUCCACCAUCAGUGGUACUUUCUUCUGCCCAAGCCUUGCUAAGCUCCCCUAGGUCGGAGAUAACUCUUGCCUGUCAAGCCCGACACCUUCAAAAGGCAAUUCAGCCAAGAAGUAAUUUGCCUUUCCAACACCUGGCCAUCACUUAGAGCUUGUUGGCUACUUUCUGUUUCAUGGAAAUAAUCUCCCUUCUUGUUGAUGAGCCUUGGAAGCCAUAAAGGCCAAAGAGCAAAGAACACCUUUUCCUAACAUCAAGUUUACAUUUCCCAGAUUUUUCAACAGAAGCAGUGGCUGUGUGGGAGCGGGAGCAGCCAAGGCAGAGCCGGAUGGCCGAGCAGAGAGCCUGGGCACGAUCCACCAUGUUCCACAGGGCUCUAAUCCACACUGCGCCCCGCAGGGCCCCCAGCACCACUGCCAUGCCCGUCAGGGUGACCCAGAGGUCCCAGGACCAACAGCCAAAUACCAGAGAGGCGUCACACACUGGAAGUGCGCAGGUUGUCAAAUUGUCUAACCCACUUGGAGAUGUCAAAAGAGCUGAACCGAGCACUUCAUGUCCUGAACCAGAGGGAAAAAAAGCAAAGCCCAUGAAGCCUGCAGACAGUGAACAAAAUCCUUGCACUGCUGUUUAUCACCGACCCUACAAGGACAGGGUGAUUCACUUACUUGCUCUGAGGGCUUACAAGAAGCCAGAGUUACUCGCUCGCUUGCAGAGAGAUGGAAUCAAGCAAAAGGACAAGGGUACCCUUGGAAAGAUCCUCCAUCAGGUAGCCAACCUGAAUCUAAAGGAUAAUUCCUACAAUCUGAAGGAAUAUCUGUUGGAAAGCAUUCAGAACAAUUGGCCUGGCUAUACUGAUGUAGACAGAGAGAAUUUGAAGUUGAUACUUUCCAGAAAAACAGCUCCAUCUCAGAACACAAGCAGCACCAGCCAAGAGCCAUCUCUGGAAGCUUCUAAGAGAGAUGCUUCAGCAAGGCCUGCUCAGAAACGGCCUCUGGCUUCUGACUUUAGCGGUCCUGUGAUGAGCAAGAAGCGGAGAAUUGCUCGCCAGCUCAGUUACAACCAGCCAGCAGCUGAUGGCCACUUCUCUUCCUUGCUGCUGCCUUCCACAUCCACUUCCACUUUGAACAUGUCUCCAAGUGUUGGCUCCGUUUCCCCCUGCACCUGUGAGGUGCAAGAACAAGACAAAUUUCAGAGUUCUAGCAUCCCAGAGCCUUCUGGGGUGCAGGAGGAGAUCCCCAGUUCUAAUGGAAAGAAAAACCAACUGGGGAGGCUGAAGCAGUUGUGUCCCUCAGAAUUCGAUGAAGGCGAAACAAAAGAUACUUCCAUUGCCUCUACAUGCUCUGCAACAGCCAACCAACCAGACUACUUGAGAAAAUACGUAGCCAUAGUCUCCUUGGACCAAUGCCAGCGCUACAAGGAUGACUUCAGUGCAGAGUAUGAGGAAUACCAAAAUUUAUAUACUCGGAUUGACAAGAUCAGAGAGCACUUCACACAGCUUCAGGAACAAUGGAAGUCUGUGACCGCAGGCUCUGAAGCCCAUCAGAUGCUGCUUCAUCGAAUCCUAGCAGAUUAUCAGCAGAUACAACAGGGUAGCCCCAGCUACUUUGAAAUGAAGAACAGGUGCCUGUACCUCCACAACAAGCUGUCACAUAUUCAGAGCCUCAUAUCUGAAUUUGACAAGCAUUAAGUGGAGUCCUGGCACCAGGCAACUGCUUCAGCCAGAAAUAUCUAUGAACUCUGGAUUUUUUAUUUCAACUAGAAGAUUAGGUUUUUAGGCUUAUUUACAUUAGUGUUGAACAGUAGGUUCUGUUAGCAAUAAAGAGUAGGUUAAUUCCAAAAAAUAUAGGAUUAGU
Cyanistes caeruleus (blue tit) is the source of this 1985-nucleotide messenger RNA. NCBI's taxonomy places the organism in Eukaryota, Metazoa, Chordata, Aves, Passeriformes, Paridae. The record is from RefSeq and is a predicted model, not a curated record.